AUGUCCAACUCGGCCAGCAGCACCGAGGCCCUGCGCUUCUGGCGCUCCAAGAAGGAUUCGUCGCAGGACUUUAGUCUGCAGGAGCGCGAGACGCCCAGCAGCGACGAGCAGAGUCCCGAUAUCGAGAACGGCACCUCUAUCGAAUACCGGACGUAUAAGCGGCGGUGGUUUGGCCUUGCUCAGCUGACGCUCAUGAACAUCAUGGUCUCCUGGGGUUGGCUCACCUACGCCCCCGUCGUCAGCGACUCGGCCACCUACUACAACGUCACCUCCUCGGCAAUCAACUGGCUCAGCACCGCCUUCUUCCUCGCCUUUGUCGCCAUCUUCCCUGUCAGCAUCUGGGUCGUCAACCGCGGCUUCAAGUACGGCUUCAUCUGCUCCGCCUCGCUGCUCAUCGUCGGCAACUGGAUCCGCUACGCCGGCGCGGCAAAGGCCUCUGGCGGCAUCUACGCCUGCGCCAUGGUGGGCGAGAUCCUGAUUGGCUUUGCCCAGCCGUUUGUGCUUGCCACGCCGGCCAAGUACUCGGAUCUGUGGUUCACCCACCGCGGGCGUGUGGCGGCCACUGCUUUGGCUACGUUGGCGAAUCCGCUGGGCGCGGCGUUGGGGCAGUUGAUUAACCCUCUGUGGGUGAGCUCACCAAAGGACGUCUCGCAAAUGGUCCUCUACGUCUCCAUCAUUUCUACGGCCUGCUCGGUAACAGCCUUCUUCAUCCCCUCCAAGCCGCCCACCCCCGUCGGCGCCUCUUCAGAAACACCAAAGAUGCCACUCCUCCCAUCCAUCCGAACCGCCGUCCGCUCUCUCGAAGUUUGGCUCGUCUUCAUCACCUUCUCCGUCUACGUCGGCAUCUUCAACGCCGUCUCCAGUCUUCUCAACCAGAUCCUCGUGCCGUACGGCUUCACGGAUGACCAGGCCGGCAUUGGCGGCGCCGUCCUCAUCGUCGUCGGUCUCGUCACAGCUGCUAUAACAUCGCCCAUCCUGGACCGUACGAAGCAUUUCCUCCUCUCCCUAAAGAUCAUCGUCCCCAUCGUCGCGGCAUGCCUCGUCAUCUUCAUAUGGAUGCCCCAAACAAAGGCCCUUGCCGGUCCGUACGUCAUUCUCGCCAUCAUCGGCGCAGGGUGCUUCGCCGUCGUGCCGAUUGCCGUCGAAUUGCUAGCCGACUUGAGUCACCCCAUCAGCCCUGAACUCACAUCCACUGCGGCCUGGGCCGGCGGCCAGCUCUUCGGCGCCAUCUUCGUCAUUGUGAGCGACCCGCUCAAGGCCGGGAACAACGCCAAUCCUCCCGAGAAUAUGAAGAACUUUCUCAUCUUCCAGGCCGUCCUCGCCGUGGCGGCAACGCCUCCGGUCCUUGUUUUGGGCUGGUUUGGGCGAAAGGACAAGGUCGUUUUGCGAAGACUGCAGCCUCAGCAGGAGGACGAGACAUGA
Messenger RNA from Trichoderma atroviride IMI 206040, 1422 nucleotides. RefSeq lists its product as uncharacterized. The record is from RefSeq and is a predicted model, not a curated record. Lineage: Eukaryota; Fungi; Ascomycota; Sordariomycetes; Hypocreales; Hypocreaceae. Gene Ontology annotation, biological process: transmembrane transport. Gene Ontology annotation, molecular function: transmembrane transporter activity. Gene Ontology annotation, cellular component: membrane.